Messenger RNA from Schistocerca cancellata (South American locust), 423 nucleotides. Its product is annotated as tetra-peptide repeat homeobox protein 1-like. NCBI's taxonomy places the organism in Eukaryota, Metazoa, Arthropoda, Insecta, Orthoptera, Acrididae. The coding region runs from base 9 to 374 and encodes 121 amino acids. The record is from RefSeq and is a predicted model, not a curated record. The transcript has 2 exons.
GCACCAACAUGAACCAACUGACAGCAGCAGUUUUCCUGGCAGUGCUGGGCUUCAGCUCCGCAGGCCUGCUGCACGGACUGGGACCACUGCCUGGACCAGGACCCCUGCCGGGACCUGGCCCCCUGCCCGGCCUCCUGAGGCUCGGCCCCGGUCCACUGCCCGGCCCCCUGCCCGGCCCCCUGCCUGGCCCCCUGCAUGCCUAUGCCCCUCUGCACUUGGGCCCUGGCCCCCUGCCUGGACCUGGACCUCUGCCUGGACCAGGCCCUCUCCCUGGACCAGGCCCCUUGAGGCUGGGCCCUGGUCCUCUACCUGGACCCCUGCCUGGUCCCUACCCUGGUCCCCUGGGACAUGGACCUGCUCCUCUGUGGCACUAACUUGCUGCUUCAGGGAAACUUCUCAGUCCCUGAUUUGGUCACCUCCAGC